GGCUCUCUAGCGCGUCGGACGGCGGGCGAGGAAGGAGCGACUCUAUGGUUCUCCUGCAGGGCGCCAGGGGGGGAAUGGCCGCUGCCCUUCCGCUGCGCAGCUGAGUUCCCCCACCGUCGACGGCCGAAAUCCGGCGAUUUGAAAAUAGAAUUCGCAUUUCCAGAAAGUCUGCUCCAUUUCAAAAACUUCAUUUGACUGUUUGACACACAGAGCAGAACAUAAGGGUAAUCCAGUAGGAAAAAUGGGUCGCUCUAACUCCAGGUCACAUUCGUCAAGAUCCAAGUCCAGAUCACAGUCAAGUUCCAGGUCAAGAUCUAGGUCACAUUCGAGAAAGAAGAGAUACAGUUCCAGGUCUCGUUCCAGAACGUACUCUCGAUCUCGCAGUAGAGAUCGCGUUUAUUCAAGAGAUUACCGCCGGGAUUACAGAAAUAACCGAGGAAUGAGGCGCCCCUAUGGGUACCGAGGAAGGGGGAGAGGAUAUUAUCAAGGAGGCGGCGGUAGAUAUCACCGAGGUGGCUAUCGGCCGGUCUGGAACAGAAGACACUCUCGGAGCCCGAGGAGGGGUCGCUCCCGUUCCAGAAGCCCGAAGCGAAGGUCCGUGUCCUCCCAGAGGUCCAGGAGCAGAUCACGCCGCUCGUACAGAUCGUCCAGGUCGCCGAGAUCCUCUUCGUCUCGCUCUUCGUCUCCCUAUAGCAAAUCGCCGGUCUCCAAAAGACGAGGGUCCCUGGAAAAGCAGGCCAAAAAGACUGAGGGGGCUCCCCCACAAGACAGCCCUCUCAAAAGCAAAUCACAGGAUGAACAGAAAGAUACUUUUGAACAUGACCCAUCCGAGUCUCUCGAUGACUUUAAUAAAUCAUCGGCCGCCUCCGGUGACAUUUGGCCUGGCCUGUCGGCCUACGACAAUAGUCCCAGAUCACCCCACAGUCCUUCUAUCGCCACACCGCCUAGCCAGAGUUCCUCCUGCUCCGACGCGCCUUUACUCAGCACGGUUCACUCGGCAAAAAAUACUCCUUCUCAACACUCACAUUCCAUCCAGCAUAGCCCCGAGAGGUCUGGCUCUGGAUCUCUGGGAAAUGGUUCUAGUCGCUACAGCCCUUCUCAGAAUAGCCCGAUCCACCACAUCCCUUCGAGGCGAAGCCCUGCAAAAACAGUCCCGUCCCAGAACGUUCCACGCGAAGAGGCUCGAAUGCGGUCCUCGUUUUAUCCUGAUGCUGGGGAUCAGGAAACUGCCAAGACUGGAAAGUUCCUAAAAAGGUACACAGAUGAAGAGUCUAGAGUAUACCUGCUUGAUAGGGGUAAUACCAGGGAGAAAGAGGCCCAGAAGGAGAGAGGAUCGGAGAAAGGGAGGGCGGAGGGAGAGUGGGAAGAUCAGGAACCUUUAGACUAUUUCAGUGAUAAAGAGGCUGGCAAGCGAAAGUUUAAUGAUUCAGAAGGGGAUGACACAGAGGAGACAGAGGAUUAUAGACAGUUCAGGAAGUCAGUCCUGGCAGAUCAGGGUAAAAAUUUUGCUACUGCAUCUCACCGGAAUGCUGAGGAGGAAGGAACCAAGUACAAAUCUAAAAUUUCACUGAAGGGCACUAGAGAAAGUGAAGGAUUUAGAGAAGAGAAAAGUUAUAAACUUAAAGAGACUGGCUAUGUAGUGGAAAAGCCUAGUACCGCAAAAGAUAAGCACAAGGAAGACGACAAAAGUUCUGAGAGAAUAAUGGUGAAGAAAGAAACUCAGUCACCUGAGCAGGUAAAGUCUGAAAAGCUCAAAGAACUCUUUGAUUACAGUCCCCCUCUACACAAGAAUCUGGAUGCGAGAGAAAAGUCCACCUUCAGAGAGGAGAGCCCACUUAGGAUCAAAAUGAUAGCCAGUGAUUCCCACCGUCCUGAAGUCAAACUCAAAAUGGCACCCGUUCCUCUUGAUGAUUCCAAUAGACCUGCUUCCUUGACUAAAGACAGGCUGCUUGCUAGUACACUUGUCCAUUCUGUCAAGAAGGAGCAAGAGUUCCGAUCCAUCUUUGACCACAUUAAGCUGCCACAGGCCAACAAAAGCACUUCAGAGUCAUUUAUUCAGCAUAUUGUGUCCUUGGUUCAUCACGUCAAAGAGCAAUACUUCAAGUCUCCCGGAACGACCCUAAAUGAGAGGUUCACUGCGUAUCAGAAAGCCACAGAAGAACAUAGCACCCGGCAAAAAAGUCCUGAGAUACACAGGAGAAUUGACAUCUCUCCAAGUACCCUGAGGAAGCACACCCGUUUAGCAGGGGAAGAGAGAGUAUUUAAGGAAGAAAGCCAAAAGGGAGAAAAAAAAUUAAGGUGCGACUCCGCUGACCUUCGGCAUGACAUUGAUCGUCGGAGAAAAGAAAGAAGUAAAGAGCGAGGGGAUUCCAAGGGCUCCAGGGAAUCCAGUGGGUCAAGAAAGCAGGAGAAAACGCCAAAAGAUUUCAAAGAAUACAAAUCUUACAAAGACGACAGUAAGCAUAAAAGCAGAGAGCAAGACCGUUCUCGAUCAUCAUCCUCAACUUCCUCUUCCUCUGCCAGUUCUCGAGAAGACAAAGACAGUAAGAAAGAAAGAGAAGAAGAGUUUAAAGCCCACCACGAGCAGAAAGAAUACUCAGGCUUUGCGGGAGUCAGCAGACCUCGAGGAACUUUCUUCCGAAUUAGAGGCAGAGGAAGAGCCAGAGGAGUCUUUGCGGGGACAAAUACCGGCCCAAACAACUCAAAUACCACUUUCCAAAAGAGACCGAAGGAAGAGGAAUGGGAUCCUGAGUACACCCCAAAGAGCAAGAAGUACUUCUUGCAUGACGACAGAGAUGACGGUGUGGAUUACUGGGCUAAAAGAGGAAGAGGUCGAGGUACUUUCCAGCGUGGCAGAGGGCGAUUUAACUUCAAAAAAUCAGGUAGCAGUCCAAAAUGGACACAUGACAAAUACCAAGGGGACGGGAUCGUCGAAGACGAAGAGGAGACCAUGGAGAAUAACGAAGAAAAGAAGGAAAGACGCAAAGAAGAAAAGGUAGAAAAUUCAGACUUGUCAGUGAAUUGAAGAACAGCUUUCCUCCCAUAUGGGUCACGUUAAAGGCCGUGAAAAUGUCGAUAAAGAAAAUUAAUGUUAAAAGCAGAGCUCGCUGUGACUCAGAUGUGGCUUGUACAUACUUUUCCUAGGUCCGUGUUAAUCUUUUACUUUCUGUUUGUUUUUACAGGAAUAGUAAGUCUGAAAUAAGAUUGCAACUCAAAGAGCAGAACUUGCACCUACCAUUUUUUUUACGUGACUUUUUUUUUGUUUUCAAACAGAAUGUAUGCAUUUUACUUAAAUUUUACUGUUUGCAAGUAGUCUAUAGACUUUUUGUUUUAAGUCUUUAAAUAUCUUGAUGAUUAGUAGACUGUAUGUUGAGGAUUGUACCGAAACAGUAGGAAGUUGCUACGUACCAUAUUUGUAACUCGACUUUUAAAAAAACAAAAGAUCUUUUACUGUUUUUGUUAUAUGCAUUGUAAUUCUGCUUUGUCUAUAAGAUAUGGUCAAGUACAACUCUGUGAAAGUUCUGAUUCCUCCCUCUCCCCUUCGUUUGUUGAUGUUUUAUUCUGAAGUAAACUUUAGCUCUAAAGAGAAACAAAUCCCUGAACAAAAUUGUUUAUACAGUGCACUAAUUUUAACAGUACACCUCUAAUUAUUUUAACUCUAUACAUCUUAGUGGUUUCCGUAGGUAGAGCACAUUUCGCUGUAGGGUGACUACUCUUCGAUGCGUACUACUGAGCAAGUAGGGCCAGUGGGGGCAGCCAAGCAAGUGCAGCUUCGACGGGGGAUCCGUCUGAAAGGGAAUCCCGGAUUUGCACAGCCUUAAGCGGUGGAGAAGUACGAGGAGCACUUCCCACCGGGACGGGGGCUGCUAUGCUAAUGAGAAGUACGGGCAACUCAACAGCCGUUCCCGGUUUUUUAUUUUU
Molecule: messenger RNA, 3921 nt
Organism: Ornithorhynchus anatinus (platypus)
Lineage: Eukaryota; Metazoa; Chordata; Mammalia; Monotremata; Ornithorhynchidae
Gene: BCLAF1
Product: BCL2 associated transcription factor 1
Exons: 12
Coding region: 242-3025 (927 amino acids)
Biological process (GO): mRNA processing; positive regulation of transcription by RNA polymerase II
Cellular component (GO): mediator complex; exon-exon junction complex
Molecular function (GO): transcription coregulator activity; DNA binding; mRNA binding
Source: RefSeq, a predicted model, not a curated record